UUGCUCAAGACAUAGGUCUUAGUCAAGAGAAGGAGCUCACAGAUAAAACCUUUGAAUGGACGACUUCAUUUGUCUACUCUGCACAGUGUGUCCAACAGGGUUCUAGGCCAGGCCCUGGUAAUGUUAGGGAAUGAGGGCCUCACUAACAACUAGGUUGUAAGGUAGACGUUCAGAAAUAUACUGAUUGGCCAUUUGGACUUGAGAUAAAUAGACCUGCACACACAGCCUGAGAGAUCAGGUUUCUAAUUGGGUAACAUUGAGUGUUGAGUGAGUGGUUAAUUGACUCUAAGAUUUCUCCCCUAUAAAUUAGUUGUAAUAAUACCUGAUUUGCAGAGUUUCUAUGAAAUAUAAAUAAUUUCUUUGCAAAGCUGUGGGCAUUUCUUUGCAAAGUCAUUCUCACAUCAUGGUUACUCACAUGGACCAUAUUAUUAAUAUAGUACAAACUGUGGUUGACUAUUCAGUUUUUAUUGGCUUUAAAAUACAUACUUGAUCCACUGCAGUGGAAGAAACAGUUGUUUUCAUUAUUUGAAAUUUGUGCAACAGCACUGUAGAUAUUACUAUCAGAGAUGACACAUUGCUAACUUCACCUAAGUAUUAUAUUUCUGCUGCUUCUGUACAGGCAGCAUUUAGCAUGAGGAUUAUAGCAUGGUAGUCUUCUCUGCUUCCUGUGUGUGAAAUUUAGUUGAUUCUCUCAUAAACCAGGUUUCAGGGAUCCUGCAGCCCGUGAUGGGAAGGUCCGGUGAUCAGGGGCUGAGCAGUAAUGCCUGUUAGCUUGCCAAGGGGUGCAGAAGUAAGGAAUAUUGAGAACGGAGCACCCGGAAGUCUGGUAUACAGUAUUAGUCAGUGCUUUCUUGGAUUUGAGACAGAGUGUAGAUUCUUAAGGUUGAAGGUAUUGCCUGGAACUUUUUAUGCUUUUCAUUAUUAUGGGCAAAUUGAUUUCAGUAUUAGCUAAGCUUUUAGAGUUCAGUUAACUUACUUGCAAAAUGGGACUAUUAACUGUUUUUUUUUAAAAAAAAGGCCAACAAGAACCAAAGCAUAGUUUCUAGCUCCACACAGUUGGUAACUUCUCAAUAGUCUGCCUUUCUUCAUGAAUGGACGAAGAAAGAAGAGCUGCUGAGUUACAGAAAAACAUGACACAGGACUCAGUGGUCUUUGAGGAUGUUGCUGUGGACUUCAGCCAGGACGAGUGGGCUUUGCUGGAUCGUGCUCAGAGGAGACUCUACAGAGAGGUGAUGCUGGAGAACUUCCGGAACCUGGCCUCGCUAGGGUAUCCACUACAUACACCCUGUCUGAUCUUCCAGUGGAAACAAGAGGAGGACCUGGAGAUAACAAAGAGAGGGACUAUCCAUGGGGAGCACCAGGAAGGCAAGAAUUCUUGUUUGGAGACUCAACUUAAAAGUAAUGAAUCAGUCACUUCGCAAGAUAGUUAUGGAGAAAAAGCAUCCAAUCAACAGAGAAAAGAAAAAUUGAAAAAGGAUGAUUCCUGGUCAUCCAUUUUAUACAAAAACUGGGAAUACCAUUGCAUUGGUUAUAAAAACAAAAACCCCAAGAGACAUUUGAGAAGUAAUGUGGUGGAGGACAUCUAUGAACGUAACGAAGAAAAUCAAUCUGGACAAACCUUCAGCCAAAUUUCAAAUCUUAGUAUGCCCAAAAGAAUUACUGAGAUAAAAUCCUAUGAAUGCCAUGAAUGUAAAAAGGUCUUCACGGAUCAUUUAUCCCUUAAGAAUCACAUUGGCUCUCACACUGGAAGCAAACCCUAUCAGUGUAAGGAAUGUGGGAAAGCUUUCCAUUUUCUCGCUUGUUUCAAGAAGCAUAUGAAAACUCCCACAGAAGAGAAACCCUAUGAAUGUAAGGAGUGUACCAAAGCCUUCGGCUGUUCUUCAUUCUUUAGGGCACAUAUGAAGAUUCACACUGGAAAGACAAACUAUGAAUGUGAGGAAUGUGGAAAAAACUUUAGCUGUUCUUCAUCCCUCACAGAACACAAAAGAAUCCAUAGUGGAGAUAAGCCUUAUGAAUGUAAGGAAUGUGGGAAGGCCUUUAGUUGCUCCUCCUCACUCUCCAAACACAAAAGAAUCCAUAGUGGAGAUAAGCCAUAUGAAUGUAAGGAAUGUGGGAAGGCCUUUAGUUCUUCCUCUCACCUUAUAAUACAUAUAAGAAUUCAUACUGGAGAGAAGCCUUACGAAUGUAAAGAGUGUGGAAAGGCCUUCAGUGAAUCCUCAAAACUCACUGUACAUGUCAGAACACAUACAGGAGAGAAACCCUAUAAAUGUAAGGAAUGUGGGAAGGCCUACAAUUGUCCCUCCUCCUUAAGUAUCCACAUGAGAAAACAUACUGGAGAGAAACCCUAUGAAUGCCUGGAAUGUGGAAAAGCCUUCUAUCUUCUAACGUCUCUGAAUACCCAUGUGAAAAAUCAAAGUAGAGAGAAACCUUAUGAAUGUAAGGAAUGUGGAAAAGCCUUUAGUUGUCCCUCAUCCUUUAGAGCACAUGUGAGAGAUCACAUAGGAAAGAUACAAUACGAAUGUAAGGAAUGUGGGAAGGUUUUUAGUCGUUCCUCAUCCCUCACAGAACACUUGAGAACUCACAGUGGAGAGAAGCCUUAUGAAUGUAAGGAAUGUGGGAAAGCCUUUAUUAGUUCCUCCCACCUUACAGUACAUGUAAGAACUCAUACUGGAGAGAAACCUUAUGAAUGUAAGAAAUGUGGAAAAGCCUUUAUUUAUCCUUCAGCUCUUAGGAUUCAUAUGAGAACGCACACUGGGGAGAAACCCUAUGAAUGUAAGGAAUGUGGGAAAGCCUUUCGUCAUUCUUCAUACCUAACUGUACAUGCCAGAAUGCACACUGGAGAGAAACCAUUUGAGUGUCUAGAAUGUGGGAAAGCCUUCAGUUGUCCCUCAUCCUUUCGAAGACAUGUAAGAAGCCACACUGGAGAGAAACCAUAUGAAUGUAAGGAAUGUGGGAAAGCCUUUGUUUGCCCUGCCUACUUUCGAAGGCAUGUAAAAACUCACACUAGAGAAAACAUAAAUGUAAGCAGUAUGGGAAUGUCUUCAAAGCUUUUCAAAUCUUAGGCAACAUGUGAGAUCUCACACUGUGGAGACAUCCUCUUACUAAGAAAGGAAAUUGUCGCUCAUCUUUAUGAAGUCUUGAGAAUUACAACUGAGUGAAACCCUUUGUAUGUAAACCAUGUGGUAACACCUUCGUGAAUAUCACAUUUUAUUCAUCAAAAUUCAUAAGAAAUAAGUCUAUAAGAAAAUUUAUACUAGAAGCAAAGAUCAGUGUCUUACCCUUAAUGUGGAAUGUUGGCUCAAUGAUUUCUGGUUUUUAGUUACGUAAUUUAAAAAAAAAUUAAAUUAUUUAUUGAUUUUAGAGAGAGGAAGGAACAGGGAAAUAUUGAUAAGAGAGAGAGAUCAAUUUGUUGUUUUAUUUAUUUAUGUAUCCAUUAGUUGAUUCUUGUAGGUACCCUAACGGGAUUGAACCCACAACCUUGAGGUAUCAGGACAGUGUUCUAACCAGCUGAGCUACCUGGUCAGGGUUCUGGUUUUAAUUUUCUGAAAUGAAUAUUUAGGGUGAUAAAUUUCCCUCCAAUACCUUUUAGCUCUAAUAUGUUUUAUUCUGAGGUGCUUUUAUUUUGGUUCAGAUGUAAAUGUUAUUUCCAUUACUAAGUCUUAAAGUGUAUUUUUUCACAUGCAGGCAAAAGUGGUCCUUUUUUAAAAAAAAAAUUAGUUUCUGAUAAACUCUCAUUGCUCUCUAAGUGUGCAGUGGUUAUGGUAUGGACUCUUGUAUUUGUAAUUUCUUUUGUAACUUUCUUUUGUAAUUGGUAAUUUCAUUUUGAUCUAGUACAACAGAUACUGCAAAUUGCCUACUCAAUAUUUUCCCCCUUUUUACUAAGAAGUUACUGUUUUUGAAGUUAUCAGUUUUUACUACUCAAAGCUUUUUCUGUCUAAUAAGUAAUUUCAGCAGAAAUUAAUAAGUGUGAAGGUCUUGAAAGAAGUGUCUCAUCUGAUAUGUAGUUUUUGUGUUUUGUUCUUUGGCCUUGCUCAUGGCUGGGAAUUGGACCCAAUGUUUUCAGAGUAAAAAGAUCUUGUGACAAGAAAACUGGAAGUAAAGCUGGUUGGGCUGGCCUCUGUGUGUUCAUUUGGGCAUGGCUGGGACUUCACUUCCCAGAAUCACUUCCUUAUGCAGUUCCAGGUUAGAGUUGUCGAAAAUAGUUUGUUUGAUCAUUAGAAGGCAGAGGAUAGAAUCCCUUAUUUUUAGUUUAGUGGGACCAUGAGACAGGGAGACAGAUGCAUAAGUGCCUGUGGGCUCUAAUUUCCAGUUAUUUUCCUAAUUAUUGGUCUUACCAAUCCAUAUUGGUUCAAAUGCAAUAGUAAGUGCUUAAGUUUCCUUACAAGCAGUAGUUCUACGAACAUCUCUGUAAGUUUCUCUAUCAUGGCUGUAUAUAGUCUCUUAGAUUUUUUGGCAAGUUUUAGCAUUAUCAUUUUGCUGAUUUAUUACAGUCCCCCAAUUGGCACAUCAAUUGAUUAUAUAGAGUUGGCCCCAGUUUGGAGCAGCACUGUUAUCUCUAUAGUCCAGUCCCAUUAUGUCAGUCUGCCCAAAGGGGAAGAUACGUCUAUGUAAGUUCAUUGUGAUCGCAAAACAAGAAGAGCAACCACAAUUUUGACUUUUAUUACAAUUUAUUAGGAUUGCUUAUUUUUGAUCUCUAUAAAUAUGUUAAAAUGCAAUAUGUAUAGUUAUGUGUUUGGCUUUUCUCAACAUAAUGUCUCUUUGCCUUUUAAUUGUUCUUUUGGCAGACUUACCCUUAUUUCUCUUGGUAAAUGCUUUGUACGUGAAAAUAAGAUUAGUAAAUCAAAGGGUAGACUUCAUGUUUAGUUUAGUAGGUAUUCCGCUUUUUCAAAUAUGUUUAUUCCACUUAUAAUUGUAAAAUCAAUGCAUGAAAAUUCCAAUUGUUCCAAAUAUCUGGCCAGCACUUUCUAAUUUUAGCCAUUGAAUGAAAGAUACGGUAACAUAUUUUUUUCUUUCUUUUUAAAAUUGUUGACAAUAUUACAGAUGUCCUCCAUUCCCCCCACCUGCCCCGGUUUACCCACUUCCAUCCAGCCCCCACUGCCCUCCCUCUGGCCAUCGCCACACUGUUCUGUGUCUAUAGGUUAUGCAUAUAUAUUCUUUCAUCCAGUCCCCCUACCUGUUCCCUCUGACAGCUGUCAGUUUGUUCCAUGUAUCCAUGCCUCUGGUUCUAUUUUGUUCAUCAGUUUAUUUUGUUCAUUAGAUUCCACAUAUAAGUGAGAUCAUAUGGUAUUUGUCUUUCUCUGUCUGGCUUAUUUCACUUAGAAUAAUAAUCUCCAGGUCCAUCCAUGCUAUUGCAAAAAGUAAGAGUUUUCUCUUUUUUACGGCUACAUAGUAUGCCAUUGUGUAAAUGUAACAGCUUUUAAGAAAAGAUUUUUAAAAAUUGAUUUGUAGAGAGAGGAAGGGAGAGGGAAAAAGAGAAAGAAACAUCAAUGUGAGAGAGAAACAUGAAUCAACUGCCUCCUGCACAUGCCCCCCGCCCCCUUCACCAUCAAGGAUGGUGCCUACAACCUGGGCAUGUGUCCUGACUAGGAAUCGAACUGGCAACCCUUUGGUGCAUGAGUUGAUGUCCAACCAACUGAGCCAAACUGGUCAGGGUUACCACAGCUUUUUUAUCCACUCCUGAUGGGCACUUUCCAGACCUUGGCUAUUGUAAAUAACACUGCUGUGAACAUAGGGGUGCAUAUGUCUUUUCUGAUUGAUGUUUUGAGAUUCUUAGGAUAUAUUCCCAGAAGUGGGAUCACUGGGUCAAAAGGCAGUUCUAUUUUUAAUUUUUUGAGGAAACUCUAUACUGUUUCCCACAGUGGCUGUACCAGUCUGCAUUCCCACUAGCAGUGUACCAGGUUUUCCUUUUCUCCACAUCCUCACCAGAACUAGUUGUUUGUUGAAGUGUCCAUUCAGGUUCUUUGCCCAUUUUUUAAUCAAAUUGUUUGUCUUCUUGGUGUUGAGUUCUAUAAGUUCUUUAUAGAUAUUGGAAAUUAACCCUUUAUCAGAUGUAUUAUUGGCAAAUAUGUUCUACCAUACAGUGGGUUCCCUUUUUAUUUUGUUGAUAGUUUCUUUUGCUGUGCUGAAGCUUUUUAGUUUGAUGUAGUCCCAUUUGUUUAUAUUUUCCUUUGUUUCUCUUGUCCUAAUAGAUGUACAGGUGAAAGUACUGCUAUUAUGAAUUGUCUGAAAUUUUACUGCCUAUGUUCUUCUAGGAUUUUUAUGGUUUUGCAACUUACUUUUAAGUUUUCUAUCCACUUUGAAUUUAUUCUUGUAUAUGGUGUAAGUUGGUAGCCUAGUUUCAUUUUUUUUUUUUUGCAUAUACCUGUCCAAUUUUCCCAGCACCAUUUAUGGAAGAGACUGUCUUUACUCCAUUGUAUGUUCUUGCCUCCCUUGUCAAAUAUGAAUUAACCAUUGAGAUGUGGGUUGAUUUCUGGGCUCUGUUCUGUUCCAUUGGUCUGUAUGCCUGUCCUUGUGCCAGUAGCAGGCUGUUUUGAUGACAGUGGCCUUGUAGUAUAAUAUUUGGUGUUGUGAUCCCUCCAGCUUUGUUCUUUCUUAAGAAUGCUGAUGUUAUUUGGGGCCUUUUUUUGGUUCCAUGUACAUUUUUGAAAUAUUUGUUCUAAGUCUGUGAAAUAUGAGUUGGUAUUUUAAUAGGAAUUGCAUUGAAUCUACAGAUUGCUUUGGUAGUAUGGACAUUUUAAUGAUGUUAAUUCUUCCAGUCCAUGUACAAGUUUUUUUUUCUCCUUGGUUAAGUUUAUUUCUGGGUACCUUACAUUUUUUGUUGCAAUAUUAAAUGGGAUUGUUUUCUUACUUUCUCAUUCUGAUAGUUCAUUAUCUGUAAUAAUAAAAGGGUAAUAUGCUAAUUAGACUGGACGUCCGGAAGCUGCGGCUGGAGUGAAGCCCGGGUUUCGGGUGCCUCCUGCUGGCUAUAGGGAAGCCGCCCGGGUCCCGGGUUCUGGAGGGAAGCCGGUGCUGGUAGCAGGGAGAAGGAAGGCCUACUCUGGCACGAAUUUUUGUGCAUUGGGCCUCCAGUUGCUGUAUAAAAAGGCUACUGUCCAGGUGGCUCAGUUGGUUGGAAUAUCGUCCCAUACACCAAAAGAUAUGUGUUCGAUUCCUGGUCAGGGCACAUGCCUAGGUUGUGGGUUCGAUCCCCCUUUCGGGCACAUAUGGUAGGCAAUUGAUCGAUGUUUCUCUCACAUCAAUAUUUCUCUUUCUUCCCUUCCUCUCUCUCUAAAAUCAAUAAAUGAUUGGGUGAAGAUUAAAAUAAAAUAAAAAUGUUACCAAUUUCUGAAUAUUAAUUUUGUAUCCUGCUACUAUGCUGCAUUCAUUUAUUAGAUCUAGUAGUUUUUUGGUGGAAUCUUUAAGAUUUUCUAUGUACACUAUCAUGUCAUCUGCAAAUAAUGACAGUUUUACUUCCUCCUUUCCAAUUUGGAUGUCUUCUUGUCUGAUUGUUGUGCCUAGGACUUCCAAUACUAUGUUGAAUAAGAGUGGUAAAAGCAGACAUCCCUGUCUUGUUCCUGAUAUUAAGGGAAAUGCUUUUAGAUUUUGCCCACUGAGUAUGAUGGCUCUAGGUUUUUCAUAUAUGACUUUUACUAUGUUGAAGUAUGAUUCCUCUGUUGCCACUUUGCUGAGGAUUUUUAUCAUAAAUGGGUGGUGGUUUUUUGUUUUGGUUGUAAUUUGUAUUGACAUGUAAUGAUAUUGAAUACUUUUUUAUGUGCUUGUUGGCUCUUCAGAUAUUUUUAAUGAGGGCAUCUGUUGAAGCAUUUACCCAUUUUUUUUUUUUAUUUGUAGGUUUUCUUUCUGGUUACUUGUCCUUUAUUGUAUGUGUGUCUAUCUCUAUAGUUACAUAUAUACUAGUAUACAUGCCAUAUAUUAUAUAUAUGUUAUAAUAUGUAUAUUAUAUAUACACAUAUUGCAGGAAACUUUUUGUAGUCUCUGGUUUGUGUCUUCACUCUUUUCAUAUUUGUUAGCUAUAAAGGGAAUCUGUUGGUUUGAUUACUGGAAAGUCCUUGGGUAUAACUGGUUUCAGGCAUGGCUAGAUCCUGGGGCUAAAAAAAUUAUCUGGAUGAAUUUUGGUUCAGUAUCUUGCUGUACAUCUUCCUGUAUUCGCUAUUUUUCUUGUCAUGCUGUCUCU
Molecule: messenger RNA, 8170 nt
Organism: Myotis daubentonii (Daubenton's bat)
Lineage: Eukaryota; Metazoa; Chordata; Mammalia; Chiroptera; Vespertilionidae
Gene: ZNF699
Product: zinc finger protein 699
Exons: 6
Coding region: 1092-3062 (656 amino acids)
Biological process (GO): regulation of transcription by RNA polymerase II; embryo development
Cellular component (GO): nucleus
Molecular function (GO): RNA polymerase II transcription regulatory region sequence-specific DNA binding; DNA-binding transcription factor activity, RNA polymerase II-specific
Source: RefSeq, a predicted model, not a curated record